CUACCGAAUACUCCGUUCUACACAAAAACAAUCAAACCUUCCCUCCCUUUCUCUCUCGCCCUCCAAACCUCGCAAUCCAAUUCCAAAGAGACACACCACUACAGCAAAACAAUGACCACCACCACCCACACCGCAUCCACCCCUCCCCCCAACCCCCUCAAAGCCUUCACUCAACUCUCCCCCUCCGUCUACAUCCACCGUCCAGCCAAUGCUCCCCACAAACCAGAACAGAUCAUAAUCCUCGCCUUCUGGAUGAACGCCCACCCGCGCACCCUCACCAAAUACCUAACCACCUACCUCGACCUCUACCCCCGCGCCACGAUCCUGUACACGCUCUCCACCUCCCUGGAUUUUUUGAUCAAUUUCACCGCCCGCACGCAGCACGCGCGCCUGCAACCCGCCGUCACCGCUCUCCGGGCCGCCGCCGCCGCCGCCGACGCCGACGCAACAACCAGCCGGGACGACCCAAACCCCGGGCCGGGCUCCUCCCACCCCCGCGUCUACAUCCACAUGUUCUCCAACGGCGGCACCUUCGCCGUCGCCCACCUGCUCGAGGCCUACCGGGCUGCCACGGGCCGCCCGCUGGCCGUCGAGGCCAUGCUCUACGACAGCGCGCCGGGCACCUCGACCUUCCGCGGCGGCAUGCGCGCGCUGGCCGUCGGGUUGCCGGCGAACCCGGUGCUGCGGCUGCUGGGGAUGCUGGUGCUGGCGGGGAUUAUGGGGUGGUCGAUGCUGUUGACAGCCAUCAUGCCGCGCGCGGAUGGGGUGAUGGUCGGGCGGCGGGGGACGGUGGAUGCGGGGUUGGUGGUGCGGGGGGGUUCCCGCACGGAGGGGGCGGAGGCUGCGCCGAGGAGAUGUUAUCUGUACUCCGAGGGGGAUCGGGUGGUCGAUGCGAGGGAUGUGGAGAGUCAUGCUGAGGAGGUUGCGCGGCGGGGGUGGGAGGUCGAGAGGGUCAAGUUUGACGGGUCGGCGCAUGUGUCGCAUAUGAGGACCGAUCCGGAACGCUACUGGGGGGUCGUGAAGAGAUAUUUUGGCGGGAUUUAGACUGACAGUACUGUCAAUUGAAGGCGUGUGAGUGAAUUACCGGUAUACAUAUCAAGUGUUUGUAUGAUACUCUUUUAAGUCAAAACUGUUCUAUUCAAAUUCGAC
Molecule: messenger RNA, 1149 nt
Organism: Aspergillus brunneoviolaceus CBS 621.78
Lineage: Eukaryota; Fungi; Ascomycota; Eurotiomycetes; Eurotiales; Aspergillaceae
Product: putative indole-diterpene biosynthesis protein PaxU
Exons: 1
Coding region: 112-1044 (310 amino acids)
Source: RefSeq, a predicted model, not a curated record